AUGAUCCGGUGCUGUUCCGCAGGAUCGCUACCAUAUCUUGACUUCUUCCAAGAUGACAGAGGUAUCCUCGGGGUCGAGGUCCUUAUUCUCAAUGGCCGUGGAUGGGCCAGAUGGAUGGCAACCAGGUCUCUUGUCUGCGACCUCCAUUGCACAAGGAAUGGAAUCGGCAACUCCGCCCGAGAUGACAGAACUUAUCACAGUGGAAGGUUCCGUUCUACUUACUGCCACUCCCUGUUUUGCGAGGCUUCUAAUGGAAAGCUCUUCCUUGCCGAGCUUCCAGAGAACGCUCAGAAAAUCUUAGAUGUUGAGACUGGGACAGGCGCGUGGGCUAUCGAAGUUGGCGAAACUCAUCCACACGCCCUCGUGGUUGGAAUCGACCUAUCACCGAUUCAGCCCCAACAUGUCCCGCCGAACGUGGAGUUCCAGAUUGAUGACUUCAACGAACCAUGGACAUUCAAAGACAAUUCGCUCGACUAUAUCAACAUGCGGUUUCUGACUGGAUCCGUUCGUGAUUGGAAAUUCCUAGCGGGGGAAGCCUAUCGCUGCCUGAAAGAAGAUGGGAUUCUGGAAAGUUCGGAGCCAUCAUUUCUCAUCGAGAGCGACGACGACACGGUGGGCCAGACAAGUGCCUGGAAUCAGUGGCACGGAGUCUUCGAGGAAUACGAGGCACAUACUGUAUUGGACAGACGUUCUCUGUGGUACAAGAGGGCAUACAAAGACAGGCUCUGGAAGAGGCACACUUCAGUGACAUCCGAGAGCUUGACUAUAAGAUACCGAUUGGAAAAUGGCCAAGAGAUCCAGAGCACAGAUGGCUAG
Messenger RNA from Colletotrichum costaricense, 816 nucleotides. RefSeq names its product UMTA. The transcript is spliced from 7 exons. Lineage: Eukaryota; Fungi; Ascomycota; Sordariomycetes; Glomerellales; Glomerellaceae. The record is from RefSeq and is a predicted model, not a curated record. The coding region runs from base 1 to 816 and encodes 271 amino acids.